Alosa alosa (allis shad) is the source of this 2712-nucleotide messenger RNA. RefSeq names its product hdc homolog, cell cycle regulator (gene heca). The record is from RefSeq and is a predicted model, not a curated record. NCBI's taxonomy places the organism in Eukaryota, Metazoa, Chordata, Actinopteri, Clupeiformes, Clupeidae. Bases 221 to 1786 code for a protein of 521 amino acids. The transcript is spliced from 4 exons.
AAUGAAAACAAAACGCAGACACGCCUUCUAAGUAAUGUACCUUGUUAUCUGAAUUUGGACUAGCCCUAUCUAGUGACAGUGAGAAACAGUGAUCGUGUGUCAUCACCAUCGCUCGAAAAGCAGGUGGAAGCUGUGCACUUGUCAGACUGUCCCAUCGACGGCGAAAAUGUCACUCAACACUGACUGAUAGGCUGUGCUCAUUUGUGAUAGCAACACCAUUAUGCCUAACCAGAAAAGCAACAAAGGGAAGCGGAAUAAACGCACAAACAGCAGUGGCGAUGAACAAGAAAAUGGAAUCACUGCAUCAGGAGGAGCCCAAGGAGGUGCAACAGCGUUAUCGGGAGCAACGGUAGGACCAUGCCAAAACAACACGGGUGAGGCGCCCUGUGCCACCCCUCUUGUCUGCAGUUUUGGAAGACCCAUCAACCUUGAUAAAGAUGACUACCAGAGGGUGCUGUGCAAUAGUGAGGUCUGCCCCUAUAGCAACUGGAUGCACCUGCAGUGCUUUUAUGAAUGGGAAAGCAGCAUCUUAGUGCAGUUUAACUGUAUAGGACGGGCUCGGAGCUGGAAUGAGAAACAGUGCCGGCAGAAUAUGUGGACUAAGAAGGGUUAUGACCUUGCCUUCCGUUUCUGUUCCUGUCGCUGUGGUCAGGGUCAUCUGAAAAAAGACACAGACUGGUACCAGGUCAGACGCAUGCAGGAUGACCGGAAAAAGAAAUUAGUGUUGGAAAAAAGUGUGGGGAAGUCCAUGAACUCUUCAGGAGGGGCCACAGGUGGCGAACCCUCAGAUGACCCCAAAAAAUGGAAGCAGCCCACCAGCAAUAAGUUGGUUCCUCGAAUUCCCAAUCAUGAACCAUACCAUCGGCAGUUGGUUGACAUGCAGAACUCUCAGGAGAGGGGCCAUGGAAGCUUGCUAAAUAUUGCUAGUAAUCUUGGUUGCCAGUCUCCUAAUGAUUUAUCAUGUCUGUCCCCCCCUUCAUGCUUUCCCUUUAUGUCCCCCAACACUAUCAUGGGACCUCGUACUUCUCGACACUUGGGUGAGUUCUUGAAGAAUGCUAUCCACAUGGAGAAUCACAGAAAGAGUGUUGUGGCAGGUGGAGUAUCUGGCCGUGGUGGUCACAUGGAGCAUUUAGGUGGGCUUCCACUACCACGCCUUGCCCCAGGGGACAAUCCUGUACAGUUCCUUCGGAGACUUGACCUGUCUGAGUUGCUUACUCACAUCCCCCGACACAAACUUAACACUUAUCAUGUUCGAGUGGAAGAUGAUGCCUAUGUUGGACAAGGAGAAGAUCUUAGAAAAUUUAUCCUUUCUGCCCUCACUGCUUGCCAUCGCAAUGUGGUUAACUGUGCUCUUUGCCAGCGUACACUGCCCAUCUUUGAACAGUUUCCACUUGUUGAUGGAACACUUUUUCUCAGCCCCUCUAGACACAAGGAAAUUGAAUAUGAUGUCCCAUGCCAUCUACAAGGGAGACUGAUGCACCUGUAUGCCAUCUGUGUGGACUGUCUGGAAGGAGUCCACAAAAUUGUGUGUAUAAAGUGUAAAUCGCGAUGGGAUGGCAGUUGGCACCAGUUGGGGACGCUGUACACGUAUGAUAUAUUGGCAGCCUCACCAUGUUGUCAGGCUCGUCUGAACUGCAAACACUGUGGAAAGCCAGUCAUUGAUGUCCGGGUUGGGAUGCAGUACUUCUCUGAGUACAGCAAUGUACAACAAUGUCCACAUUGUGGUAACCUUGAUUAUCAUUUUGUUAAACCGUUUUCGUCCUUCAAGGUCUUAGAAGCUUAUUGACACAUGGUGUCCCUAUGUGUUUGCAUUAUUUCGAUUAUUUUCUAAUCUUUCUAUGUCUUUUAUUGUAAGUUAUUAUAAUGGGUGUUGCUAAGAAUGUCAUGGAGGGUUUUAUUUUAUUUAAAUUCAGAAUGUUUAUAUGUGGCUUUCAUGAAUGUUUGCCCACAAGAGUGCUUUUUUCAUUCUUCAUACUGAAACCUGAAAACUGAAAAUGAGCUUAAUCUUUACAGGAUAAAAUGUUUGCAGGAGACACUGGAGAUAAACCUGUACCAAGGCAAAUUAAAUAUACUGAUGAAGUGAAUGUAUCUAAAUGCAAAAAUAUCUCUGUUAUCUCUGUAUAUAAUAAUAAUAAAUAUUCCAUCACUAAAUAUUCACAUAGAAUUUCCACACCAGUUCACACAACUGAACUCUAAAAAUAAUGGGUGAAAUAAGAUAUAAAGACUAGGACAUUCAAAGUUUGCUUGUGCAGAAUUUACUGUUAAAACUGAAAAGGCAGGACAGACUGACCAACACAAUACAAUUGUCCAAGUAUAAAAAUGCAGUGGAAGCACAUUUAAGUAUGGUAUCACUGUAUUGCUGCCUUUUAUCUUAAAAAUGUACACCUGUAACAGUAAAGAGUGAGUGGGAGAGAGAGGUGGGGUGCGAUCGGGAAAUUACUUGCGUGUUGGAUUAGAACCCAUGAGCACUUGGUCCUGGUUGAGGUAUGGAUGCUGCAGCAUUCCCUCAUGUUGUUUUGUUUGUUAGUUUACAAAAGCAAAGUUAUAUGUCUGUCUUUAGGCAAUAAUUAGCUUUUCCAUGGUCUUGGGUUGAAAAACAUUAACAUGUUUGUCUGCACACAACCUCGGAAAAAUGUUUACUUGUUUGUGUAAAUGAUUACAACAUGUAUGGCAUUUGACUUUUCUGAUAAAAUCUAUCUAUAAAGCAAGGAA